Cornus florida is the source of this 3014-nucleotide messenger RNA. RefSeq lists its product as uncharacterized. Gene Ontology annotation, molecular function: S-adenosylmethionine-dependent methyltransferase activity. The record is from RefSeq and is a predicted model, not a curated record. The coding region runs from base 104 to 2476 and encodes 790 amino acids. NCBI's taxonomy places the organism in Eukaryota, Viridiplantae, Streptophyta, Magnoliopsida, Cornales, Cornaceae. The transcript has 16 exons.
AAAAAAAUGCAGAAGUUUUCUUCUUGAUCUGCCUCUUGACUCACUGAAAAACCCUACACACAGACAGAAGGCAUAUAGAGAGAGUGAGAGAGAGAGACAAAACAUGGGGAAGAGAGAGAAACAAGAAGAUCUACUCAAAACCCUAGAAGACUUCACCAGCAAAGAGAACUGGGAUGAGUUCUUCACCAUCAGAGGCACCGACGACUCCUUCGAGUGGUACGCCGAGUGGCCUCAGCUCAGGGACCAUAUCCUCUCACACCUAUCAACCGAUCAAGCUCCACCACCCGAAGCUGCCAGCGGACCACCACCUCCGCCGGAGGCAGCGUCGGUGCAGAUUCUCGUCCCCGGUUGCGGCAAUUCCCGACUUUCCGAGCACCUAUACGAUGCCGGUUUUCACAACAUCACGAAUAUUGAUUUCUCUAAGGUCGCUAUCUCUGAUAUGCUGCGCCGAAAUGUGCGCUCACGUCCCGGUAUGCGGUGGCGCGUGAUGGAUAUGACCAGUAUGCAAUUCAUGGAUGAGACCUUUGACGCUGUUGUUGACAAGGGAGGAUUGGAUGCUUUGAUGGAGCCAAAGCUUGGGUCUAAACUCGGGAAUCAAUAUUUGUCAGAGGUUAAGAGAGUUUUAAGAGCUGGGGGGAAAUUCAUAUGUCUUACCUUGGCAGAAACUCAUGUUUUAGGUUUGCUGUUUCCCAAGUUUCGGUAUGGGUGGAAAUUGUCUCUUCAUUAUAUACCUCAGAAACCAUCUAAUAAGCCCAGUCUACAAACCUUCAUGGUGAUUGCUGAGAAAGAGAGAUCUACAAUGUUGCACCAGAUAAUAUCAUCAUUCAAUAAUUCUUCUAUUAAUUGUAAUGGCCACCAGGCUCGUGGACUGUACGAAGCACUUGAAAAUGAGAACAGGAUUCGUACAGAAUACUCCAAUGGUUCCGAUAUAUUGUACACACUUGAAGAUCUGCAAUUAGGAGCUAAAGGGGAUCUGUCAGAGCUCAGCCCUGGUCGUCGGACCCAGUUUACUUUGGGUGAACAAGGGGUCUCCCGUUUCUGUUACAGAGCUGUACUUCUUGAUGCUCAACAAAAGUCUGACCCUUUUUCCUAUAAUUGUGGUGUUUUCCUUGUGCCUAAGACUCGGGCUCAUGAAUGGCUCUUCUCUUCGGAAGAAGGGCAAUGGCUGAUAGUUGAGAGGUCAAAGGCAGCUCGGUUAAUAAUGAUUUUCCUAGAUACCAGCCACUCAAAUGCCAGCAUGGAUGAAAUUCAGAAGGACCUAUCUCCUCUAGUUAAACAAUUAGCACCAGCAAAAGAUGACAUUGGAGCUCAAAUUCCGUUUAUGGCAGCAAGCGACGGAAUCAAGCAAAGGAAAAUUGUUAACCAGGUCACAUCUGCCUUGACUGGUCUAAUUGUUGUUGAUGAUGUUGUCUAUGAAGAAGUCGAUAAUGAUUUCAGUCGCCUUUUUCCAUCCAAAGAUUUAAUAUUUCGUCGACUUAUUUUCCAAAGAACAGAGGGCUUGGUGCAAUCUGAAGCUCUGCUAACAGGAGAAGGAUCUCUGAGUAGUACUGGUGAAAUAGAGCAGAAGAAAACCCGCUCAUCCUCCAAAUCCAGAAAAAAAGGAAACCAGAGAAGAAAUGAUUCUCAUGUGUCAGUGAUGGAUGAAUCGACCAAAGAUCUGAAAGUUGAUCACUUCUACUUAGCCAGUUCUUAUCAUACUGGGAUAAUUUCUGGGUUUAUGUUGAUCUCUCCGUAUUUGGAAUGUGCUGCAUCAAAUGGAAGAAUGGUUAAAGCGAUUGUAAUUGGUCUUGGAGCAGGUCUACUUCCUAUGUUUCUCCAUGAAUGCUUGCCCUUUUUACAUAUCGAGGUGGUGGAGUUAGAUUCCAUUGUUUUAGAUCUCUCGAGGAACUACUUUGGUUUCAGAGAAGAUAAACACUUAAAGAUACACAUUACGGAUGGGAUUCAGUUUGUUAGAGAGGUUGCAAAUACUGCAGCAAAUAGAGUGACUGUUGGCCAAGGAAAUGAUGAUGCUCUCUGUGAUGAAAAUGUCCCUUCUUCCAAUGCAAGCUGCAUUAUAUCCCAUGCAGAAGGCAGAGGGAGUAACAGAAUUGACAUACUUAUAGUUGAUGUGGACUCUUCAGAUUCGAGCUCUGGUAUGACCUGCCCUGCUGCAGAUUUCGUGGAAGAGUCUUUUCUAUUGACUGUAAAAAAUUCCCUUUCUGAGCAAGGUCUCUUCGUUAUUAAUUUGGUGUCAAGGUCACCAGCCAUUAAGGAAUUGGUUAUUUCGAGGAUGAAUGCGGUCUUUAGCAACCUUUUUUGCCUUCAGCUUGAGGAAGAUGUCAAUGUAGUUCUUUUUGCUGUUAAUGGGGGGAUUUGCAUAAAGGAGGAUCGUUUUCCUGAAGCUUCUCGUCAGCUCGAGAAACUAUUGAAAUUGAAACACUCUGAGAUGAACCAAAGCAUUAUGGAUGCCACAAAAAAGAUCAAAUGUCUGAAGUAACUUACAGAAGUGGGUAUUUUAUUCUAAAAUAUCUAUACCAGUGACCUUUAUAUAUAUGCUUGAGGAAAAAAGUGGCAUAAUCAGUUACGUAUAGGAAGAAGGGUACCCUGCAGCUGUUACUAGUUUUUAUUCUUUGCUUCCAAGGCAAUGGAGUGGGUUCGCUCCCGUUGUAUGAGGUUGUACUGUAUCUUCUGAUUGGUUGAAGGUGGCAAAUGCCAGAAGUCAUAUAAGAUUUAUACAGUAUAAAGUUUCACUUGUUGAAAGUGAUCAGACAGUUUUGUGAUACCGCGUUAGUUAUUUCGUCAGUUUUUAACGAGUAUACUGUUAUUUGUGACUCCAUCUCACAUUUGCUAGGAAAUUUCUAAUAUGCCCACUUCACUGCUCUCAUAAUGGUUGUUCCUUGCGUCUUGAUUACAUUUUUCACUCCAACUCUGAGCAUGGUUUGUGUACUUUUUGUUGUUUACUGGAAGGGGUUAAGAGUCUUAAGACAUGGACACUAUGUUUAUAAUAAUAUGACAUGUUGAUUUUUCAUCAAUAA